This is a messenger RNA of Oncorhynchus tshawytscha (Chinook salmon), 1608 nucleotides long. RefSeq names its product homeobox D10a (gene hoxd10a). Lineage: Eukaryota; Metazoa; Chordata; Actinopteri; Salmoniformes; Salmonidae. Gene Ontology annotation, molecular function: DNA-binding transcription factor activity, RNA polymerase II-specific; RNA polymerase II cis-regulatory region sequence-specific DNA binding. The coding region runs from base 141 to 1151 and encodes 336 amino acids. Gene Ontology annotation, cellular component: nucleus. Gene Ontology annotation, biological process: regulation of transcription by RNA polymerase II. The record is from RefSeq and is a predicted model, not a curated record. The transcript is spliced from 2 exons.
CUGCGUCUCAAGGCCAUUUUCAAAUUUCAUUGGUGAGCUUGUCAUGUGGUAGAGAGGCAUCCUGAGCAACACGGAGAUUGUUGUGCUAGAUAUGUCAGCCUACAAAGGACAUCUCUCUCCUUUUUAAAACUUCUCCAAAAAUGUCCUUUCCCAACAGCUCUCCUGCUGCAAAUACGUUUUUAGUUGAUUCGUUGAUUGGCGCUUGCAGAACAGACAGCUUUUACUCCAGCAGCAACAUGUACAUGCCGUCCGGUGCAGAAAUGGGAACUUAUGGAAUGCAAACCUGUGGACUCCUGCCGUCUCUCGGUAAACGAGGGGACGUCAACCACCAAAAUAUGGGCAUGAAUGUCCACUCUUACAUACCUCAAAUUGAUAACUGGACAGAUCCGAAUAGAUCUUGCAGAAUAGAGCAACCAUCCAACCAGAUGCCCAAUUGCACAUUUUCACAAAACAUUAAGGAGGAGAGUAACUACUGCAUGUAUUCAGACAAGAUAGCAAAGGUCAACUCGUCCGAUGUCCCUGUAUAUUCUAAUAUAAUCCCCGAAUCGUGUUCAGUUGAUGGCCCCGAGAUCCCUGUUCCGGGCUAUUUCAGACUGAGCCAAACUUACGCGAGUGGGAAACACCAGGACUAUGGCCACGAGAUGACGAGUCCAAACACCACAUUGAUGCAGCUCAACAGAAUUACUCCCAAACCGCAGUUGUCUUCCUUUGUCGAAGUGGAAAAGAAAACAGCUGAUAUACCGCAUAACCGGGAGAUAAGCAGGACACCCAUCCCCGCGGAAAGCCCGGAUCCAAAGUCGAGCGCGCAGGAGGAGAAGAAUUGCUCCACUGAAGCUUCAGUCUCCAGCCCAGAGUUGCCAAAGAAGGAAGCGAAAGACAACAAAACUGACCCUCCAACGAGCAAUUGGUUGACUGCAAAAAGCGGGAGGAAGAAAAGAUGCCCUUACACAAAGCACCAGACGCUGGAAUUGGAAAAGGAGUUUUUAUUCAACAUGUACCUGACUCGAGAGCGCCGUCUAGAGAUCAGUAAAGGCGUCAACCUCACCGACAGGCAAGUCAAGAUCUGGUUUCAAAACCGCAGGAUGAAGCUCAAGAAAAUGAGCAGGGAAAACCGAAUUCGGGAACUUACCUCAAAUCUCACCUUUUCGUGAGCAUGCUUACAAAUGCUUGUUUAAUUGUCCCUUUCCUCUCUCUUCAAAGUAGUGCUGUGGCAGCAUUGGACUUGUUUUUUGUUGUUGUUUUUUUCACUGAAACUGUGACUGUAUUUGCUAUUUUUGUCUCAUUUACAUUGUGACGCAUUGUGUAUUUUGAAUGUUUCAUCACAGGGUACAUACAGGAGGCUAGGUCUUAAAUUAUUACAAUAUAGUAGGUAUUCAUUAUUGGACUGUUUGGUUUGAUUCAGUCUAAGGAAGUCACAGUGACUUGUUUGUAAAUAAUUUUUUUUCAGACAUGAAAGCACAUUAAUAGUGGUUGAAUAGUUAAACGUUCGUUUAAGAGUUAAGCGCAAACCGUCAGCUGAAUCGUAAGUAAUCUUAUAAACGUUUCUGUAUUAUAAAUGUGGUGAGCAAUGUAAAUGAGUGUACAUCUUAUGCAUGUUUGUGGCAUGUA